CAUCCAUAUAGUAGGUAUAUUUAAUAAAAUUCGUGAAAAAUAAAAUCAUUUGAACUAUAUAAAGUGCACGUGUUAAAAAAAAUAGAUUUAAUUUAUUUGUUAAUAAAAUUAUAUAAAAAAUGAGUUCUAAACUUGCUCAUAGUACAGAAGAAAAUGAGCGCACUAGUGAUAUAUGCUUCAAAGAAAGCACUCCGUUCAGCAAAAUGUUAUUAAAGGAUGCUGUUAAGAAAGGUUUAGAUAAUUGUGGCUUCCUAUAUCCAACUAUAAUUCAAGCGAAUGCGAUCCCCAUCGGAAAAGCUGGAAUUGAUUUAUUAUGCCAAUCAAAGUCUGGAACCGGUAAAACAUUAAUAUUUUGUACGAUACUCUUAGAACAAUAUCAGGAUAUGAUAAGGGAACUUCAAUCAUUAAUUUUGGUUCCAACACGGGAAAUUGCACUUCAAAUCGAAGGAAUCCUUAAUCAAAUUGGAGAACAUUUACAAGGAUUUCGAGCUGUUGCUGUUAUAGGUGGUUUAGAACUGACGAAUGAUCGAAAAAAAUUAGCAAAUGCUAAAUCUGUUGUUGGAACACCAGGACGAGUUCUACAUUUAAUUCAAAAUGAUAUGUUAAACACAUCGAAAAUUUCUCUCUUUGUAUUAGAUGAAGCUGAUAAAUUAAUGUCCAAGACAUUUUUGGCAGAUUUUCAGAAAAUAAACAAAAGUCUUCCAAAAAAGAAACAAAUAAUUGCAUGUAGUGCCACAUUUUGCGAUGAUUUGGAUAAAAAAAUUUCAAGUUAUAUGAAAAAUCCAUUAUUAGUUUCAACAAAUAAGGGUGCAACAUUAUUGAUUGGAAUCAAACAAUUUAUAUAUGAUAUUCCUGAAGAGAAGACAAGUAUUUUAGAAAUGUCUUCUAAACUUAAAGCAUUAAAGAAAAUAUUUAGUAAAAUAUCUUUCAAGCAAUGCUUAGCUUUUGCAUCUUCUCAAUCAAGAGCUGAAUCAUAUAAAAAUGCUAUGGAAAAAGAUGGCUGGCCAUGUGAAGUAAUAACUGGUGCACAAGAUCAAAAAACUCGAAUAGAAAUUUUCAAAAAAUUUAAGGAAUUUAAAACAAGAAUUUUGUUUUCCACUGAUUUGAUGGCAAGAGGAAUUGAUUCGGAACAUGUAAAUUUAGUUUUAAAUAUAGAACCGCCCGAUGAUGAUCCAACAUAUUUACAUAGAAUAGGACGUGCUGGAAGAUUUGGAUCACAUGGAAUCGCGAUAACUUUUAUUUCAUCACAAAAAGAAUCACAAAAAUUCAAAAUAAUUACAGAAACUAUCGGGUCUGGUUUAAAUAUUUUCAGAUAUCCUUACAAUGAAUCAAUAGAUAUUUGGAAUUUUUCACAAUUAGAAAAUGAUAAUAUAUUAGAGACUUACACAUUUUAUGAAGAUAAUAUAAAUAAAAUGGUUGAUUCCGAUAAAGAAAAUGUUAAUGAUUUGAAUACGUCUUCUUCGGCUUAUAUUGAUUCAAAGACGUAUAAAAUUGAAUAUAUGGAUGAUCCAAAUGCAAAUAAAAUUAUGAUGACAGAAACAAUGAGUUCCUUACAAAGAUUACCUUCUUCAAAUACAAUAGAUGACGCUAGUAGCAUUGCUCCAGAUAGUGAUGUUUUACGAAGUAAUUCAAUUGGUUCUAAAGAUUUAACAUUAUGUAAACGUCCAAAUAACAAUUCAAUGUCACUUUUAGAAGUUUUAAUUGAUAAUAGCAAAAGUAGUUCAACUGAGCAAAUAGAUUUAUUCGAAGAUUAUAAAUCAUUUGAUGCCAAUUUGAAUGAAAGUCCAGCCAAAUCAAAAACAGAAGAAACUGAAAAAUUAAACUUAAAAGAUUUAUUAGUUGAUACGAAAAAAUCUGCUAAACCUACAAAAGAUGUAUUUUCGGAAUAUGAAAAACUCAAAGAACAAGGAGAUGAUAUGACUGAUAGUAAUAGCUAUUCAGUUACAUUAUCGCAACAAUAUGAACCAUCGGCUGGAACAUCUAGAGUAGCAAUGGAACAGUUAAAAUUAAAAAUUCCAGAAAUCGAACGUGAUUUUUCACAGAGUUUUCAAAAUAAAUUACAAAAACAACAUUUUCCAUCACCAAAUAAUAAUGUUGAUGAAUUAGUAAAAGUGAAACUUAAUCCUAUUGUUUUAUCCCCACGCCAAAGUGAUAGUUCUAAUGAUUCUGUAGCUUCAAAUGCACCAUCAUUUUCGGUGUCAUCAGAAGAUGAAGGAAUUUCUUCAGGUCGUGUAACUUCAGCAAAAUCAUCAGGAAUUUCUACAUCAACAAAUGAGGAUGAUGAUGAAGAAGAAGAUGACAAUGAUGAUGAUAGUUCUGAUUAUAAUUAUAGCGAGGAAAGUGAAAAUUCUAAUUUAUCAGAUUCUGAUAGCACUUCUGAAGAAACAUAUCAAACAUCCGAUUCUAAUAAUGAGAAUGAUCAUGAAUGCAAUAAUAAUGAUACAAGCAGCAUAACUCAAACCGAUGAAUUAGAUGAUGAAUUAGAUGAUAUUACCGAUACUGAUAGUGAUAAUGAUGAAAAUAAUGAUAAUGCAAGAAAUAAAGAAGAAAAAUUUGUGAGAAAACAAAAUAAUAUUUUCAACUCACAAAACUUCCAUGAUUUAAAAAGUGAUUUAGGUGCAACAAAUGAAGAUUCUGAUAAUAAUAUAUAUACAAAUCCAAAUUCAAGUGAUCAAAAUUUUAUAUACCAAAAUGCAUAUGCACGUUGGACUGAUUUGUAUUGGAAUCAAAUGACCCAAAUACAAGAUUAUGUAAAAUUUUGUUCAUAUGUCAAUAAUAACUCAAAUAUUUAAAAUCAUAGAAAUCCUAUUUCCUUCUAGUUGUAAGAAUUUCGAUUGGAUUAAGUGCCAAGCUAUCUGGAGUAAAUGAGAAAAAUACUUUUGAAUGUAAAUUUUUGUGUAUUUCUUAAAUUAGAAACUGCAUACUUAUUGGUUCUUGUUUAAAUAAAAAUAUAGUCAUAAAAUAUUUUUUUAUAUCUAAAAAAGAAAAUACUAAUAAGGAAUAUAAACUAAUAAGUAAUUACCAAAUUGAAUUUCAGUUGUUAAAAAAAAUGAAAGUAAAGUAGAUAAGAUGUUUAUAAUGUAGAACCUAAUUACGUUAAUUUUCUGAAUAAAUUAUUAUGAACUUAAA
Messenger RNA from Condylostylus longicornis, 3129 nucleotides. Its product is annotated as probable ATP-dependent RNA helicase DDX20. Gene Ontology annotation, molecular function: translation initiation factor activity; ATP binding. Gene Ontology annotation, biological process: cytoplasmic translational initiation. Gene Ontology annotation, cellular component: cytoplasmic stress granule. NCBI's taxonomy places the organism in Eukaryota, Metazoa, Arthropoda, Insecta, Diptera, Dolichopodidae. The coding region runs from base 120 to 2792 and encodes 890 amino acids. The transcript has 4 exons. The record is from RefSeq and is a predicted model, not a curated record.